Molecule: messenger RNA, 1527 nt
Organism: Caenorhabditis angaria
Lineage: Eukaryota; Metazoa; Nematoda; Chromadorea; Rhabditida; Rhabditidae
Source: the annotation of a GenBank genome assembly
AUGGAUGACUUUUCUUGGACAGCUGGUGUGAGUAGAGAUGAUGCACAACGAUAUAGUCGGCAAAUUCUCGUCAAUGAUUUUGGUGUCAAAGGUGACGUAUUACAAGAAAAGAAAAUUAUGUUUUGAGAAAUUCAAUGUUUUGGAAAAAACAAUUCUGGGUGAAACUCCAUCGACGUGACAUGACGCAGUUCUCAGAAUUAAUUUAUUGGAAUUUGAUUUUAAUUUAAUUUUCGUAAAUUUUUCAGCUCAAAAAUCUCUGCUCUCCUCAAAAGUGCUUAUAAUCGGUGCUGGUGGCUUGGGAUGUCCUGUUGGAAUUUAUUUAGCUGGUGCUGGAAUCGGAACAAUUGGAAUAGUUGAUUAUGAUACAGUUUCAAUCGAUAAUUUACAUCGACAAAUUGCUCAUAAAGAAUCAGAAGUUGGAAAAAGAAAAACGGACAGUUUGAAAAAUUCCAUUCUCGCGCUCAAUUCAAGAAUCUGCGUCGAAAUUCACGAAGGAACAUUUGACUCAAAAAGUGCAAUGGAAAUAGUGAAAAACUAUGAUAUAGUUUGUGAUUGUUCUGAUAAUGUUGCAACUCGAUAUUUGGUUAAUGAUGUUUGUGUUAUUCUUAAUAAGACAUUAGUUAGUGGAAGUGCUCUGAGAUGGGAUGGACAAUUAUCAGUUUAUCAUUUUGGCGAAGAUUGCCCGUGUUAUAGAUGUUUAUUCCCAAAUCCACCAAAUCCAGAAAAUGUUACAAAUUGUUCAGAAGGCGGAGUUCUAGGGCCAAUUGUUGGAAUUAUUGGAAGUUUACAAGCAUUGGAAGUUUUGAAGAUUUUAGGAAUGAAAGAAAGUUAGUGUUUUUUAUUGAAAUCCAAUACUAAUACUUCAAAUUACAGAAAAAUACGUGUUAUUUCCAGGUUCUUACGCUGGGAAAAUGUUUUUAUUCAAUGGACGCGAUGGAAAAACUCGCACAAUUGGCUUGCGAAAACGCGAUAAAAAUUGUGCAGUUUGUGGUGAUUCACCUACAGUAAUCAAACCAAUCGAUUAUGUUCUAUUUUGUGGAGCUGGAGCUCAUGACAAAGUUGAAAAUUUGAAAAUUUUGGCGGAUUCUGAAAGGAUUUCUGUGGAAGAAUAUCGAGAUUUGAGGCGAAUUGAGAAACCGAUUUUAUUGGAUACGAGACCGAAUUUGGAAUUUGAAAUUGCUCAUCUACCAGAAGCCAAAAGUGAGUUACGAGAAAAUUGAGUUUGUUUGGAUUAAAUUUUUUUUAAAACAAUUUUUCGGCUCAAACAUUUUUAUUAAAAAUGUUAUAAAAUUAAAAUUUUCAGACAUAACUCUAUCGGAAGUCAAGAAUCUGGAAGCCGAAAAAAUCGCUCAAACACUCGAAGCCACCAACAAUCGUGAUAUUUUCGUAAUUUGUCAUCGAGGAAAUGAUUCACAGCGAGCUGUUGAGAUUUUACGUGAUAAGUUUGCAAAUCACAAAAUUCGAGAUAUAAUUGGAGGAUAUGAUAAAUGGGCAAAAAAUAUUAAUCAGGAUUUUCCAAUUUAUUAA